Molecule: messenger RNA, 853 nt
Organism: Saccostrea echinata
Lineage: Eukaryota; Metazoa; Mollusca; Bivalvia; Ostreida; Ostreidae
Exons: 2
Source: RefSeq, a predicted model, not a curated record
UUUACAUUUCCAGAUGAAUGCCUUAAAAGAGUCAUUACGAAAUUCUGCACAGACGAUCUCCCUGUUCCAAAUAUUGUUCAUUAUAUAUGGAUUGGAAAGCAGGAAUUUGAGUUCAUUUAUUUUGUUAGUCUCUAUAGCACACACAAAAACCAAAAGCCCUGUCUAUUUUUUCUUUAUUAUGAUGUUUUACCUUCUGGAAAAUGGUGGGGUAUACUUUCAAAAAUUGUAAGAAAUAUUGUAUAUGUAAAAAUAACACCACCCACCGAAAUUUCAGGAAAGAAGAUCAAAUGGGUGCAGCACAAGUCCGAUAUCUUGAGACUCAGAAUAUUAAAAGAAUAUGGUGGCAUAUACUUUGACACGGACCAAUAUGUUCUUAGAUCGCUAAAUGAAUUCAGAAAUAAGGAUUGUCCCUUAGGAAUGGCGCAAGAUGAUGCAAUGGCAAGUGCGUUGUUAAUUGCAGCUAAGAAUGCCACAUUUAUUAAUCUAUGGAUUGAUAGUUACAACUCCUACGAUCCAAACCACUGGGGCGGAAACUCAGUAGUUAUGGCAAGAAAACUCUCCUUAAGAUAUCCACAAUAUGUUCGUGUGUUUGAGCAUCACUGUCUUUUCUCUAUACAUGAUAAGUUUUUUUAUGACCAUAACCAGAACUACAAAUGGUCCCACAGUUAUGGGCUUCAUCUUUAUGGUAAAAGAGAGCGGUGGAAGGAAGUCCAAAAAUGGAAUUUAUUAACUAUAAGAAAAUUAAACAAUACGAUUGGUGCAGUUUUCAGAUAUAUCCUCUUUGGAAAUAAAGAAUUGUGUAAUUAGUCUAUCGAAACAAAAAUCAGUUUCCGUUUGAUUAGCUAACUUCUUA